UUGUCGCUUCCGGCCUUGGGAGAAGACGUCACUUCCGGCGCUGGGCCCGGCGCUGCGGCGCUCUCAGAAACGGCACCGGCACCUCGGCAUUGCUUCCUGCCAACGUGACAUCAUCGUUUUGAUGGAAUUGAGCUUUUUUCUCCCCGAAACCAUGCUGCCACCUUGAUACUGCUUUACACUGAACCUACGUCAUCGCGUUCACAGAUUUAACCUGUUUUCUCCCCAAAACCGCUCCAAACCUGCGCCAUCCCCUCCGCGUCGCUUUGCACCACAAUGGCAUCACCACCUUGACCGAAUUCAGCUGCUUUCUCCCCAAAACCCCUUCAAACACCUUGGCGUCGCUUCCUACCAAAACCGCAUCAUCAUCUUGACAAAACUGAGCUGUUUUCUCCCCAAAACUGCUUUAAACCCCACGUCAUCCCCUCAGCAUCGCUUCCUGCCGAAAUGACAUCAUCAUCUUGACAGAAUUGAGCUGUUUUCUCCUCGAAACCGCUUUGAACCUGCAUCGCCGCACCUCGGAUGUUACAUUCCUACUAAACCCGCUCGCCGCCUCAACAGGUUUAAGCUCUUUUCCCCAAAAAAACCCUCUUCAAACCCUCCCAAACCUGAGCUCAGCCGUCAUCGUCAGCCCCCCCAAAUCUUUAGGGGGGUCAACGGCGUCGCCGCCAUGUCGGGGACCGACCCCCUGGAGACGUUACGGGUGGAAGCGAGUUGUUCCGUCUGCCUGGAAUAUCUCCAAGAUCCCGUCAUCAUCGAGUGCGGUCACAAUUUUUGCCGUCGUUGCAUCACCCGCUGGUGGGCCGAGUUGGCGCGCGAUUUUCCCUGCCCCGUCUGUCGUAAAACUUCCCGCCAUCGUGCUCUUCGACCCAACCGCCAACUCGGCAACAUGGUAGAAGCCGCUCGGCAACUUCGCGGAGCUAAAAGGAAAACCAGGGAGGAAAGCCUUUGCCAAGCUCACGGUCAAGUUCUGGCUCGUUUUUGUCGCGACGAUCAAGCUCCCGUUUGUCUGCUCUGCGAGAUCUCCCACGCGCAUCGCGCCCACGUCCUCGUCCCCCUCGACGAUGCGGCUCUCGAGUACAAGGAGAAGCUGCAGCGCUGCCUGGAGCCGCUGGAGCGGAAGCUGGAAGCUGUCGCCGGCUGCCGAGCGCGGGAGGAGAAAAAACCGAGCGAGUUGAAGAGGAAGGUGGCUCUGCGUCGGGAACGCAUCGCCCGGGAAUUUGAGGAGCUUCACCAGCUGCUGGAGGAAGAGGAGCGGCUGCUGCUGCGACGGUUGGAGGAGGAAGAGCGCGAGAUCCUGCAGCGGCUUCAGGCCAACCUGGCUCAGCUCGGGGAGCAGCGCCGGGUCCUGGCCGCCCUCGUGGCCGAGCUGGAGGAGAAGUGUCUGCAGUCGGGCGCCGAGAUGCUCAAGGACAUCAAGGACACCCUGGCCAGGUGUGAAGCGGCGACGACACCAGUGGAAGAACCGGCAUCCGUCCCCAUCGAGCUGGAAAAAAACUUCUGCAGUUUUCCCCGGCAAUAUUUCACCCUCCGGAAAAUCACCCGGCGCCUCAUCGGCGAAGUGACGCUGGAUCCCGACACGGCUCAUCCCAACCUGGUUUUAUCGGAAGAUCGGAAAAGCGUUCGUUUCGUGGAAGUUCGACCCCGGGAUUUACCCGAUACCCCGCGACGUUUCACCAUCUACCCCUGCGUUUUGGCGACGCAGGGUUUUACCUCCGGUCGUCAUUACUGGGAGGUGGAAGUCGGCGAUAAAACCCACUGGGCUCUCGGCGUUUGUAAGGAUUCGGUGAGUCGAAAAGGGGAAUUAACGCCGUUACCGGAGACGGGAUAUUGGCGGGUACGGCUCUGGAACGGCGAUAAGUACGCGGCCACCACCACCCCCUUCACGCCGCUGACGGUGAGGGUGAAACCCAAACGGGUCGGGGUCUUCGUGGACUACGAAGCCGGGAAAGUGGCUUUUUAUAACGUCACCGAUCGCUCCCACAUUUACACCUUCACCGAUACUUUCACCGAAAAGAUUUGGCCGCUUUUUUAUCCCGGGAUCCGCGCCGGCAGGAAAAACGCGGCGCCUCUCGUUAUCCGUUCGCCUACGGAUUGGGAGUGAGGGGGGAAGCGGCGCCGGCGGGGUUUGGCUUCGUGGUAUUUGGUAGCUUCGGGGUCUGGCGCUGCCGGGGUUUGGCGCUCUGAUAUCCGGCACUGCUGGGGUUUGGCUCUCCGACGUCUGGCACCACCGGGAUCCGGUGAUCCAGCAGCUCUGGGGUUUGGCGCUCUGACAUCUGGCACCACCGGGAUCCGGCGAUGCGGCACGGCUGGGAUUUGGCUCUCCGAAAUCCAGCACUGCCAAGGUUUGGCAAUCCGGCACCACCAGCAUUUGGCGCUUGGACAUGCAGCACCGCCAGCAUCUGGCGCUCCGGCACCACCGGGUUUGGCUCCCCGACAUCUGGCACUGCCGCCGGGGUCCGGAGCCGUGGCACAGACGGGAUUUGGCUCUGGCACCUCCAGCAUCCGGUGCUCCAGCACAGGUGGGGUUUGGCGCUCUGGCAUCCGGCACCACCGGGAUUUGGCUCUCCGGCACCACCAGGCUGUCGCUCUUUGCCGUCGGCUCUGCCGUGGCCCGGCUCACCGGCACCCCCGGGAGCCGCGUCCCCGGUGUCGCCACGGCCGGGGUGGGGCUCCCGGCAGCGGCCAGAUCCGGCUCGGUGCCAGAUCAGCGGGUGCAGCUGCUGCCGCCGCUGCCUGCCCGCUGCCUGUCCCGGGGAGCCCCCCGCUGCCUUCUCCUGCCCGCGGUGCUGCCUGCCCUGUGCCCCUCGCCGGCUCCGUACCCCCGUGGCUCUGGCCGUCGAGAGUCGCAUCGCCCAGCGUCUGGCUCGGGGAACCCCCGGCCCCCCCCGCCGGCAGCAGCGCCGCAGCCUGGGGGCCCAGCUCCGAGCCGACGCCGCCCCCCCGCGCCCCCCAUCUCCGGAGGAGGAGCCCCCUGGGAUGGUGGGGGGGGAGCCCCCCAAAAGCCACCCCCCCCUCCUCCUCCUCACUGACACCCCCCAAUAAAAGCCGGCUCCCCCCACAA
Molecule: messenger RNA, 3061 nt
Organism: Grus americana (Whooping crane)
Lineage: Eukaryota; Metazoa; Chordata; Aves; Gruiformes; Gruidae
Gene: TRIM39
Product: tripartite motif containing 39
Exons: 9
Coding region: 668-2101 (477 amino acids)
Molecular function (GO): protein binding; zinc ion binding
Source: RefSeq, a predicted model, not a curated record